UGCUUGCUUUGACUUAUGUUUCGUAACAAAUAGAAUACAGAUGGGGACGCGUAAAAAGGGCUUGGAGUUUGCCAAGCAUAUAAAAGAAAUAAUAACUAAGGCUACGGGUUUUGAGCGACAUUUGGAAAAGGUGGCAAUAACAGGCGGGGGCGAUGGCGUUUGCACAGCAGAAUUUACAGUGUCGAAGGAACUACUGAAUAAAGGCGGCACCUUGCAUGGCGGCUAUACGGCUACCUUAGUGGACAUGGUGACAACUUAUGCACUCAUGUCCAAGCCAUGUCAUCCUGGCGUAUCCUCCAGCAUUAAUGUAAGCUACUUGGCAGCGGCCAGGGAGGGGGAUGUUAUUGAAAUUGCAGCAAAGCUGCAGCAUGGCGGACGCAAAAUGGCGUACAUAGAUUGUGUGCUGAAGCAUAAAGCAAGUGGCAAGAUGAUAGCCAAAGGUGGACAAACCAAGUAUGUGGACUUUGUAUGAAGCGCGUGAACAAAAUUUC
Molecule: messenger RNA, 491 nt
Organism: Drosophila busckii
Lineage: Eukaryota; Metazoa; Arthropoda; Insecta; Diptera; Drosophilidae
Product: acyl-coenzyme A thioesterase 13
Exons: 2
Coding region: 41-472 (143 amino acids)
Molecular function (GO): fatty acyl-CoA hydrolase activity
Source: RefSeq, a predicted model, not a curated record